Sphaerulina musiva SO2202 is the source of this 2900-nucleotide messenger RNA. RefSeq lists its product as uncharacterized. Bases 117 to 2333 code for a protein of 738 amino acids. NCBI's taxonomy places the organism in Eukaryota, Fungi, Ascomycota, Dothideomycetes, Mycosphaerellales, Mycosphaerellaceae. The transcript is spliced from 2 exons. The record is from RefSeq and is a predicted model, not a curated record. Gene Ontology annotation, cellular component: nucleus.
ACAAUACACACAUACACAUACCCAUAUUAUGAACUCUGCAGCUUGCUGGCCUGGCCUCCCAUUCGCAGCAGCAGCAGCACCCUUUACGCUCUCGCCGUAUAGCACGUAAGCGACGCAUGUGUAAGCCGUCUCCUCAAAAGGAGCCGUAUUGUCCGCCUCCAUUCGGUGCACUGUGCCUAGUGCAGAUCCCCAUCCAACUACCGGCAUCCCCCUUCGGGCAGCCAGUCCACUCCGUCGUCGCGCUGGCGACUCCUACUUCCUCUUCCACCACCCACACUCCUCCGCCACUCGCCGCCAGUCCAGGGCAGCGUUCUCCCAGCGUUGAGAGUGUCAGCACACCGCAGUCUGCCACUGGACAUCAAUACCCGAGCAGCAGCAGCAGUAGCUACGAUCCCCGCAAGCGCGCGCGAGAGGAUCAACCAUUCUUCCACUGGCACCGGACUGUCGCUGAGAGCCACGACAUCGCCGCCGACGAUUUCACCUCCGACGACCUGCUUUUUCCGCUCGACGACGACGACGAGCUCAACGACCUUCCUCUGUUCCCGACCGCGACGCCGUGGCCCGCAGACAUUGAUACAACCACCUUCACCACCACCUCCACCACCUCCACCAUGCCGACCGCGUCUCCCGCGAUCGACAUUGGCACCAGCCGACACUCGUCGAGCUCGCCGCGGACCCAGCAGUCUGCGCUGACGUCGCAAAUCCGAGAAUCCCACUCGCAAGAGCGUGACACAUCGAGCAUGGCGGCGCCCGCACUGCCCGACCAUGGACUCGACGUCAAGCAUCGACAGGAAUCCGUCAGCAUGCUCGGCACCACCCCCUAUGGCGCACGACAGAUUCCCGCAGGCGCACGACUCGAUCGCCGUGAGAGCAACUACCACAUGUCUAACAGUCUAGUGGGUGGAAUGUCGUGGGGAGGCAUUUCUAUGGGCAGCUUUAUCCGAGACGAUAUCAUCAUGGCCGGCACUUCACCGCACGGUGCUGGCAUGAAGUCCCCCUCGUUCCACUCAUCCUCAUAUCUUCCUAAGAUGGAGGCGAACUACAUGAAGGAUUACGUCUGCUGCGACAUCCACCUGGAUUCCAUGCACGAGCUGUUGCAGCACUACGAGGAGGCUCAUGCCGCCCAACCGACGCAGACAAUGGGACGAACGCCCAAAGAUCAGCAAUAUCCCAGUAGCAGAGCUGCCAAUGCCACUAGCACCGCACAAGCCGUUCAGCAGCAAGCGCAAAAGCAAAAUCCCAACAUGUCGCUGCACCCUUCCGUACAGCAGCAUCACCUGCCCACUCCAAUGUCGACCGCUUCCCCCAUGUUUGGUGCGCAACAUCAAGAUCACAUUGGUACUUUUGACAAUCUGGACGACAUGGACAUGGAUGAUGGGGCGCCCGCCCCCCAGGUGCACCACCCACAGUACCAGCCACAACCGCAAUUCGGGCGCCAACAGCCGCGAGGACCAUCCGUCAACGUGAAUCUCGCCAACGCAUUCCAGGGCCAAGGUCUGAAUUCGCAGACACCGACCACGCCACAUGCACCCCAGCAGAACAUGGGCUAUCCACACAAUCCGACAGUUUCCUCAGUCAACACGCCCAGUCUGACUGCGCAGAACCCUUCACAACAUACCUCUACUCCGGAUCCUUCACAGCCGAAUACACCGGCCGAGCUUGAUGCGGACUUUCUGGCUUCGAUGAGCAAUCUGAACAAUCACUAUGACAUGGACUCAUAUGACUGCAACGGCUACAGCGCCACCCACAUGACCCACGGUGGGUCAGCAACAAUCGAUAAUCCCGAAAAGCGGUUGCUCAGCAGACAAGGAUACGGCAAGGGCUUUCAGCAACAAAAUCCGGCGUUUAACGGUGCUCAGAACAGUGAGCUGGCCAAGCGUGUGCGCGAAAGUCAAUUGCUGAAUGGAUUAGCGGGCGCGGGCGGCUUCGUCGGCGAAGAGAUCAAGCCAUUUAAGUGCCCCGUCAUUGGCUGCGAAAAGGCAUAUAAGAAUCAGAACGGCCUGAAGUACCACAAGCAACACGGACAUCAAAAUCAGCAACUGAAGGAGAAUCCUGAUGGUACAUUCUCCAUUGUGGACCCCGCGACGUCGAUACCGUAUCCCGGUACGGUCGGGAUGGAGAAGGAGAAGCCGUACCGAUGCGAAGUGUGCGGCAAACGCUACAAGAAUCUGAACGGCCUCAAGUACCAUCGCCAGCACAGCCCACCAUGCAACCCCGAUCUUGCCAUUGUGCCUACCAGCAACAUGGCAGGUCUGCCCACGGGUAUGCAGAAUUUGAACGCCAAUGUUGCUGGGGCGGGUCUCGUGGGCAUGAACGAGGGCAUCGGCUAUUAGGGGGCGGAAAGGGGAGUAGCGUCUCGCUUUCAACUCCGAAGGUCGCCUGCGGCAUCGGAAAUGCCGUCGCGUAUUUUCCUUCUUUGCGUUCACCGCUCAGCACACUGCUGCCCACCCUUCUCGGCUCCGCAUGCACGACAGCUGCAGCUUUACACACUACUCUGGUUUGGAGACGGAUCGGCGUUUUGCAUCUUUCAACGAGUCACAAAAAUUGGGCGUUUUACUUUACUACACAUUGUUGGCAUGCAGUAUCGUUUCAGCAAGGCGUUCGGGAGCAUUUGGGAUGAUUCCUCCCCGUGGGUAUGGUUCACCUGGGAGAGAGAUACCUGGCUUCGCAAGGCCAAUCUUGCUAUGAUACCCCUCUAGAUCGGAUGGCCGAAAUUGGUUCUAUUUGCUUUUUUCUUUUUUCUCAGGUUUCGUUGGCCAUUGCAGUACGAUUUGGGCGUUGCAUUAUACAAUACGGUUCAGAUGACCACACUUUGCCUGGUAAGGCAUGGGUGGGCUGAACACACCGGAUGGAAAGGCCCUGUAAUUACUGAUUGCUCCCUUUUUAUAUAUAUAUAUCCC